Messenger RNA from Jatropha curcas, 2366 nucleotides. Its product is annotated as P-loop containing nucleoside triphosphate hydrolases superfamily protein. NCBI's taxonomy places the organism in Eukaryota, Viridiplantae, Streptophyta, Magnoliopsida, Malpighiales, Euphorbiaceae. The record is from RefSeq and is a predicted model, not a curated record.
UUCUAAAAUCUCCACACCGCCACUCUUUUGCACUUUAGGCGCACUCAUAAACAUAAAGCACGAAAUGCUGGAAACCGCCGACCUCUGCGGCUCUGAUCAUCUCAAUAGAACUGCCUAUCCCUCUGCACGUACGCAAAUAAUAUAGCAAAAAUGGGAAAAGGGGAUGAUGCAGUGACGAGAAAGAAGAACAAAGCAAAACGAAAGAAACUGAAUAGAGACAGCUCUAAUGUCUCAGCUCGUGUUGCUUCUAUUAUUGCCGCCAAGAAGCGCCGGCUCUCUGGUAAACGUCGAAUGUGCCAGGGAAUGUGUUUCAGUCUUCCUACUCCAGAUGAUCCUUUCAAUGAUCAGCAUGGCAAAAUGGAUUUUAAAGUAAAGGAUAAAAAAAAGAUUGUUCCACCUCAAGUAAAAGAGAGAACGUUAACUCGGGGAAAGAAGGCUUCUCUGAGUAAGGAAACCCCUAGCAGGAAUAAUAGAGAGAUGAACAAUCUAGAACAGAAAAAUGAGAAGUUUAUGAAUUUAAGGAGUGAAAUGAAAAAGUCCAAUAAUAAUUUGGUGAAGAAGAAUGCUAUCGCCAACAGAAAUAAAAUGAUUCAGCUGGAUGGGAAAGAUUAUAAUCAUGAACAACAGGCCUGUGAAAUCUCGGACUGUCCAUCAAAGUUUUUUAUUUUAUGCUUGAAUGCAAUAGAGAAAGCAUUACAUCAUGAGGGUACCUAUAACAAUGAGGACAAGCCUCUAUUUGUUAACCCUUGGGGAGUUGAAUUUUUGAAAUGUUUUUCAAUGGGACAAGACAUACUGGAGACAAGUGGAUCUUUGUGUACAAUUGAGCAAAUUGCAUGGAUCAUUUCUAUUGCUGCUGAUACUAUUGCAAGAAAAGAGAAAGAAGGACUAUCACUUGCUAGUCCAUUUCUUCUAUUCCUUGUACCAUCCCAAGAAAAAGCUGCCAAGGUACGUUUGGUGUGCAAACCUUUGAAAGAUCUUGGCAUACAUACAGUGAGUUUGCAUCCUGGUGCUUCGUUGGAUCACCAGAUUCGUGGCUUGAAGAGUUGUGAACCUGAGUUCCUUGUGUCCACACCUGAGAGACUUUUGGAGCUUGUUUCUUUGAAGGCCAUUGAUAUAUCCAGGGUCUCCUUUUUGGUUGUUGAUGGACUGGAUUCUCUUUAUCAAGAUGGUUCCCUUGGGAUCUUAAAUUCCAUUAGGCAAUGUAUUUCUGGAAAUCCUAAUACCGUGGUUUUCAACAAUUUCUUUAGCAGUGCUUGUGUUCCAGCUCUGCAAAAUAUUCUUACGGGAUCAAUUCAUAGAUUGUGUCUUAAUGAUUCCAUUUGCAGUCAGAGUGCAUGCAUUGUCCAAAACAUUAAUGUGUGCUCUUCUGAAGAAGAAAAACUUUCAAAGAGCAUCCAAGUUUUGCGUGGCGCUUAUGAUAAUCAACAAUGCUCCCAACAUUUAAGGGUGCUAUAUGUAGUUGGAAAAGAUUGCAAGUCUGCUGAUUUAGUUAAGGCCCUAGAAAUAAAUGGUUAUUCUGUCUCAACUGGAUCGAAUGAUGAUAUUUCAGAUGUCGAUAGCAGCCCGGAUUUGGAUUGCAGAAUGAAACCUACAGUCUCUGUGAUAAAUACACAGGACAUCGAUACGUCUGACUUAGGCGUCUAUGAGAUUGUAAUUUUACCAAAUUUUGUUCUCUCCAUUGACAAUUAUAUACAAAUUCUCACAAGAAUGGCUCGGUACACUAUCCAUGGAAUUUUGCAUAGCUUAUUGACUGAAGAAGAUGCAAUGCUUGCUGGACCACUGAUUGAAAUUCUUGAGCAAUGUGGGCAGCCCGUGCCUGAAGCACUUAGGACAUUGAAAUCUUGAGACAUCCAUGUCAGAAUCAUGAAAUUCAAGUUUCUUCCUAUUCGUUAUUCUAAUUUUUUAACUGCAGUUUCGGUCUCAUUGUUCCAAUAGCCUGAGAUUUCUACGCCAGAAACAGAUAAUUGAAACUUUCAGUUCAAAUCUUCUCAACACCAGAUGAUGUUGAGUUUUCUCUGCAAUGGGAGUCAUGCUUUUUUUCGACAGUUGGGAUAGUGAGCUACUGAACUAGAAUCUGUGAUUGUUGGUAAUGAAAAUUAUGGAUGUUGGGAUUGAAAAUACUUAGCAGUCAUUUUUCAUUUCUCUGGGUGGAUAUCAUAUCAGGAAGCAUGUUAGAAAGAUUGACUGUUCACUGUUGGGUGUGUAUUCCUAUCUUUCUACUUGCUUUAUCAUUUAUUUGUGUUUCUCAAGUUUUCAGAAUUUGCAUUGUACUUUGCCCCAAUUGCAAAAUGAUGGAAUGUAAUUUAAGGUUGAAUGACUUGGGGGAAGGUUGCAUAAUGGAAUAUAAUUGGACAUUGAUCUCUUAA